This is a messenger RNA of Aspergillus thermomutatus, 936 nucleotides long. Its product is annotated as putative squalene-hopene-cyclase. The transcript has a single exon. The record is from RefSeq and is a predicted model, not a curated record. Lineage: Eukaryota; Fungi; Ascomycota; Eurotiomycetes; Eurotiales; Aspergillaceae. Gene Ontology annotation, molecular function: intramolecular transferase activity. Bases 1 to 936 code for a protein of 311 amino acids. Gene Ontology annotation, biological process: triterpenoid biosynthetic process. Gene Ontology annotation, cellular component: lipid droplet.
AUGGGCAUCAACCCAGGGGACCAUGGUGAUCUUUCAGUCACGGUUGAGGCCUACCUUGCCUUGAGAAUCUUGGGUGUCUCACGGAAUGAUCCUCAGAUGCGCAGAUCUCGAUCCUUCAUCCUUUCUGCUGGAAGCAUCGCGAGAGUCUCCUUUAUCACCCGCGUUUAUCUUGCAAUGUUUGGUUUAUAUCCCUGGAUUGCCGUCCAAAGUCUGCCGUCUGAGUUGAUAUUGCUGCCUCAACAUAUUCCAAGCAGUAUAUGCCGCUGGCCAGCUAUGGAUCGGAGUGCACUGAUCCCUCUCCUCAUUCUCUGCCACCAUCGCCCAAUAUUCAAAUUACCCACUCAGGAAUGCGCAGCCAGCGCAUACUUGAAUGAACUGUGGUGCAAACCGGAAGAACCGCCAGAGAAAGCCUUUGGCGGCGCCUUUCCAACCGGCAUUUCCAAUGCCAUCGCACCAGUAUCAAAGUCCACAGACUUGAUAGGGCGUUUCUUGAACGGGCUGACAUACUUCUUUCCUCUCCGACGCUAUGCGCUUUAUCGGAGCGUUGAAUUCAUCCUUGAGACUAUACGGGAAAUGGGAGGUGUUGGGCACCUGGCGCGGCCAUUGCACAUGGCGAUGCUUGCUUUGAAGCUGGAGGGUUACUCGGUUCAAUCGUGUCCUCUGCGCACGGGCCUGGACUAUCUCGAGCACCUUGUGUAUGAAGAUGAAGCUGGGAAGAGAAUUCUGAGUGUGAAUACAACUGUGUGUGACAGCAGUCUGAUGAUUACUGGCCUUGGAGACGCCGGCAUCCCGCUCGAUUCUCCAUGGCUCAGAAAGUCUUUGCAAUGGCUGCAGAGUCUUUCACUUUCAGACGGCAAUAACAACACAUCCAAGAUUUUCGAUACUCGCAUCUUUCGUGUGGACGAUGUAGCAGCGGCGAUUUAUGCAGUAAUUUGA